Messenger RNA from Cryptotermes secundus, 1047 nucleotides. RefSeq lists its product as uncharacterized. Lineage: Eukaryota; Metazoa; Arthropoda; Insecta; Blattodea; Kalotermitidae. The record is from RefSeq and is a predicted model, not a curated record. The transcript has 3 exons. Bases 110 to 1033 code for a protein of 307 amino acids.
AGGUGUUCGUUCUCUUAUUCUCUUAUGUAGGUGGUGGAGGUGGUAGAAGAGGUAGAGAGUUGUGUAGACGUACGUGGUCGAAAGAAGCAGAAGGGUUUUAUAGAAAAGUAUGGAUGCGAAGACUUCAGAAUUCCUGUGGAAAGCUUCAAGAAUAGUUUCAACGAGAUCUGUUCUUCAGUGUCAUUAUUUGUCAAAAUGUAGAUCACUGCUACAAGAGAGUGGGGGUGUGCAUUUACCAGCAAAAGCAUUUCGUAAAUCGUCAAUGUGUAGCUUCUGUAGCAAUGUAUGGAUAUAUGGCAGAUGUCAUGUAUCAGUGAUGCCAAGGAAGCCAUUGGGAAGGAAGAUGAAGAAAAUUAUUUAUAAGCAGGAACAAUCCCUGGCACUUAGACCAUUUGAGAAGAAACUGUUUGAGAAAUAUGAAAAAUGGAACUAUAACAGACUGGUUUUGAAGUGCUCAGUUUGCUGCAAGAGAACCAUCAUACCAUUGUCUAAAGCAAUUAAAUUAAAGCCAUCUGAGGUUCAGAGUGAUAAUGUUGAAACUCCAAUUAAAAUUAAAAAGAAGAAAAAGAAGAAGAAAGAUACAUAUGCAGGGCUAAAUAGUUCCAUUAUAUCAGCAUACACUCCUAAAAGAGAACUCUCAAUUUUGAAGAGAGAAAAGAAAAAUAAGAAAGAUAAUAAAUUUGUAGAUAUUAGUCAGUCCAUAGAACCUGCAGUCACUCCUCAAGAGCAGCCGACACAAUCAAGAAGGAGAAAAGGGAAAGCAGAAGACAGUUCUAAUGGUUUAACACUGUUUUCUACAGCUGGACCAAAGGUGCAGAAAUUUAAAUCAACUGUCAGAGAACAAAUUGCAGCAGCAAAACAACAAAUUGUAUCUUCAAGAAAGAAGAAUAAAGAGAGAAUGAUAUUGGAAUUAGAAAAUACAGCGAAGAAAAUUAAAAAGCGUAGUGCUCUGCGGAAUAUUCUGGCUGACACUUCAGCUGCUUCUCAGAGUCCGAGACCAACGCUUAAAGAAUUUUUGGCAAGUUUGAAUUAACUCAUAUCUCUGGU